This is a messenger RNA of Conger conger (European conger), 9138 nucleotides long. It is a transcript of the gene pi4kaa, whose product is annotated as phosphatidylinositol 4-kinase, catalytic, alpha a. Gene Ontology annotation, biological process: phosphatidylinositol-mediated signaling; phosphatidylinositol phosphate biosynthetic process. The record is from RefSeq and is a predicted model, not a curated record. Bases 27 to 6416 code for a protein of 2129 amino acids. Lineage: Eukaryota; Metazoa; Chordata; Actinopteri; Anguilliformes; Congridae. The transcript has 55 exons. Gene Ontology annotation, cellular component: cytoplasm; plasma membrane. Gene Ontology annotation, molecular function: 1-phosphatidylinositol 4-kinase activity.
UUUCCCAGGCGGAUGGAGGAUCAAAAAUGUCGGUGAAAGGGGGUGGAAUGAAAAGGUUUUAUUUUAACACUGUCUUAUCCCUUGCUCGAUCUUUGGCAGCCCAACAACAGGCUCCAGAAGAAAAGGUAAAGAAACUACAAUGCAUGUGCCCGGUGGACUUUCGUGGCGUCUUUCAGCUGGACGAGCGGCGCAGAGACGCCGUGAUCGCCCUAGGCAUCUUCCUGGUCGAGUCUAAAUUACAGCACAAGAAAAUAAUCCUACCCUACCUACUGGCCCUGUUGAAAGGACUGCCUCGCGUACAAUGGAUCGAGGAAAACACCGAACGGAAAGCCAGGGAUGUUCUCCCAGUUCCAGAGAAUUUCUGCUUUUGCCUGGUCACUCUACUGUCGGAUGUGGCACAGAGAGACGAGAACUCGCGAAGCCAGAUCUUGGACGCUGUAAUGGACGUCAUGAACGUUCUGCUGGAGAUGUGCCAGGCGCCAGAAAGUCACGAUAAAGAGUACCUGUGCAGGUACACGGUUCCCUGCCUGCUGGGCGUGUCGCGGGCGUUCGGUCGCUACAGCAACACGGAGGAGUCCCUGCUCUCGCGGCUGUUCCCGCGCGGGGGGGCCCCGCCGGCGCGCGCGGCUGAGGAGGGGGAGGGGCCCCGCCGGCGCUCCUUCAACGAGUUCCGCUCCAUCCUGCCCAGCUCGCUGCUCACGGCCUGCCAGAGCGACGCACUGCGCAGCAAGAGCGGCAGCGCCUGCAACGUGUCCCUGCAGGCCAGUCCUGAGCGGGGAGGGUUCCCCCCUGGCUCUCCUGCUGAAUCGUCUGCACAGUACUUUGAAGGGUCCUACCUCCCCGACGGGAGCGCGGUGGAUCCGGAAUACUACUUCACCUCGGUCAGCUCCAGUUUCUCCGUGUCGCCCCUCUUCACGGGCAGCAGCGGGACGGAGUUCAGCCUGCCCCUGGAGACGCUGCGCGCCCUGCUGCACAUGGUGAAGCAGUUUGUCUCCGAAUCGUUUCUGAGAACUGUCGACGUCACCAUGGCUGAGCUUGAAGAGACCAAUCCCAACAUGGAUCUCUACUACAAAACCUUCAGCGACCCGCUGUACGUGGCCAUGUUUAAGAUGCUGAGGGACACCUUGUACUAUCUGAAAGACCUGCCGACGGCCUUCGUGAAGGAGGUGCACGACUUCGUCCUGGAGCAGUUCAGCAGCAGCCAGUCGGAGCUGCAGAAGAUCCUGCACGACGCGGAGCGAGUGCACGGCGACCUCAGUCCGCUGAAGCUCCGUUGCCACGCCAACGCCGCCUGCGUGGACCUGAUGGUGUGGGCCGUCACAGAGGAGCAGGGGGCGGAGAACCUCUGCACCAAACUCUCGGAGAAGCUUCAGUCGAAAACCUCCAGUAAGGUCAUCAUCGCUCACAUGCCCCUGCUGACCUGCUGUCUACAGGGCCUGGGCCGGCUGUGUGAGCGCUUCCCCGUGGUGGCACACCCUGUCACCAUGUCUCUCCGAGACUUCCUGGUGGUGCCGUCCCCCGUGCUGGUCAAGCUCUACAAGUACCAUAGCCAGUACAGCACAGGAGGCACCGGUGAGAUCAAGAUCAAUGUGACCAAUGAGCACUCGCAGUCCCUCAGCCUGCUGACCAAUCGGAAGGGCCAGCCCUCCAUGUACGAGCAGCUGCGGGACAUCUCCAUCGACAACAUCUGCAGGUGCCUGAAGGCGGGGCUCACGAUGGACAGUGUGAUCGUGGAGGCCUUCCUGGCCAGUCUGUCCAACCGCCUGUACAUCUCCCAGGAGAACGACAAGGAGGCCCAGCUGAUCCCGGACCACACCAUCCGCGCGCUGGGGCACAUCGCGGUGGCCCUGAGGGACACGCCGCGCGUCAUGGAGCCCAUCCUGCAGAUCCUGCAGCAGAAGUUCUGCCAGCCGCCGUCUCCGCUGGACGUGCUCAUCACCGACCAGCUGGGCUGCAUGGUCAUCACCGGCAACCAAUACAUUUACCAGGAAGUGUGGAACCUGUUCCAGCAGAUCAGUGUGAAGGCCAGCUCUGUGGUGUACUCUGCCAAGGACUACAAAGACCAUGGAUACAGGCACUGCUCCCUGGCUGUGAUAAACGCGUUGGCGAACAUCGCGGCUAACCUGCAGGGGGAGCAGCUGGUGGACGAGCUGCUGGUGAACCUGCUGGAGCUGUUCGUCCAGCUGGGCCUGGAGGGCAAGAGGGCCAGCGAGAGGGCCAGCGACAAGGGCCCCGCCCUGAAGUCCUCGAGCAGCGCCGGUAAUCUGGGAGUCCUCAUUCCCGUUAUCGCCGUGCUGACCCGGCGCCUGCCGCCAAUCAAGGAGGCCAAGCCGCGGCUGCAGAAGCUUUUCCGCGAUUUCUGGCUCUACUCCGUCGUCAUGGGUUUCGCCGUGGAGGGAUCAGGCUUGUGGCCAGAGGAGUGGUAUGAGGGGGUGUGUGAAAUCGCCACCAAGUCGCCCCUGCUCACCUUCCCCAGCGGAGAGCCUCUGCGCUCUGAGCUGCAGUACAACUCCGCCCUGAAGAACGACACCGUCACCCCGGCCGAACUGAACGAGCUGCGCGGCACCAUCGUCAACCUGCUGGACCCCCCUCCCGAGGUGGUGGCGCUGGUCAACAAGCUGGACUUCGCCAUGUCCACCUACCUGCUCUCCGUCUACCGGCUGGAGUACAUGAGGGUCCUGAGGUCGUUGGAUGCUGACAGUUUCCAGGUCAUGUUUCGCUAUUUCGAGGACAAAGCCAUACAGAAGGACAAAUCAGGCAUGAUGCAGUGUGUGAUCGCUGUCGGCGACAAGGUCUUCGAUGUCUUCCUCAGGAUGAUGGCCGAUAAGCCUAAAACCAAAGAGCAUGAGGAGGAGCUGGAGAACCAUGCCCAGUUCUUAUUGGUCAACUUCAACCACACGCACAAGAGGAUUCGCCGGGUGGCUGACAAAUACUUAUCUGGAUUGGCUGAAAUGUUCCCUCAUCUGCUGUGGAGUGGCCGUGUGCUGAAGACCAUGCUGGACAUUCUGCAGACUCUGUCAGUCUCACUCAGCGCUGACAUCCACAAGGAUCAGCCAUACUAUGACAUUCCAGACACCCCCCACAGGAUCACAGUCCCGGACACAUACGAGGCCAGAGAGAGCAUAGUGAAAGACUUCGCCGCUCGCUGUGGGGAGAUCCUGAAGGAGGCGAUGAAGUGGGCGCCUUCGGUCACGAAGUCUCACCUACAGGAGUACCUGAAUAAGCACCAGAACUGGGUCUCGGGGCUGUCCCAGCACACGGGCCUGGCCAUGGCCACUGAGAGCAUCCUGCACUUCGCCGGGUACAACCGUCAGAGCACCUCCCUGGGGGCCACGCAGUUAACGGAGAGACCAGCUUGUGUGAAGAAGGAUUAUUCCAACUUCAUGGCCUCCCUGAACCUCAGGAAUCGCUACGCUGGGGAGGUGGCAGGUAUGAUUAAUGUGGCAGAAGCCACUCGCAGCACCACUGACCUCAACCGGCUGAUGAUUGGACAGAUGAAAGAUGCGCUGGACAGCGGCCGACCAGAGGCCUUCACCCAGGCCAUGUUCAAGAUGGCCGCCCUGCUCAUCAGCUCCAAAGAAACGGAUCCUCAGCUCCUGCACCAGCUGUGCUGGUCGCCGCUGAAGAUGUUCACGGAGCACGGCAUGGAGACAGCCAUCGCCUGCUGGGAGUGGCUGCUCGCCGCCCGCGACGGCGUGGAGGUCACUUUCAUGCGGGAGAUGGCCGGGGCGUGGCAGAUGACCGUGGAGCUGAAGAUGGGUCUUUUUUCGGAGGCUGUGGUGGAGGCCGACCCCCUGGCGGCCUCAGAGGAGAGCCAGCCCAUACCCUGCCCCCCCGAGGUCACGCCCCAUUACAUCUGGAUUGAGUUCCUCGUGCAGCGGUUCGAGAUCGCGAAGUACUCCAGCGCCGACCAGGUGGAGAUCUUCACCGGCCUCCUGCAGCGCUCCCUCUGUCUGAGCGUGGGCGACCCCAAGAGCACCCUGAACCGCCACGUGGCGGCCAUCGGACCCCGCUUCAGGCUGCUGACUCUGGGUCUGGCUCUCCUCCACUCGGAUGUGGUGACCAACUCCACCAUCCGAAACGUCCUGCGGGAGAAGAUCUAUUCCUCGGCCUUCGACUACUUCAGCGUGUCCUCCAAGUUCCCCACGCAGGGAGACAAGCGUCUGCGGGAGGACAUCAGCGUCAUGACGCGCUUCUACGCUAGCAUCCUCUCCGACAAAAAGUACCUGACCGCCGGUCAGCUGGUCCCCGUCGCCGGUGAGCCUGGCGCCAACCCGCCUCAAACCUCCCUUUCCGCCGGGAUUUUCGGAUCGCUUGUCGUUUCCAGCACCUCUCCGAUAUCCAUCUUAAAUAACCAGGACCCGACCAUGAGCAGCCUAUCAGUGGUGAGCGCCACGGACCCCAGGAACAACAUGGACGUCACGGUGGGGUCCCGGCAACAGAGCGCCCAGGGCUGGAUCAACACCUACCCGCUGUCCAGCGGAGUCAGCACCAUCUCCAAGAAAUCAGGGCUCUCCAAGAAGAGUAACCGUGGCACCCAGCUUCACAAGUACUACAUGAAGCGCAGGACCCUCCUGCUGGCCUUACUGGCCAGUGAGAUCGAGCGCCUGACGACCUGGUACAACCCGCUGUCGGCCCAGGAGCUGGCCAUCCCCACCGAGCAGUCUGUGGAGACCAGCAUCGCCAACUGGAGGUCCAAGUACAUCAGCCUGAGCGACAAGCAGUGGAAGGACAACGUCAACCUGGCCUGGAGCAUCUCCGCCUACCUGGCUCUGCAGCUACCUGCACGGUUCAAGAACUCGGAGGCCAUCGUGACCGAGGUGACGCGGCUGGUGCGUCUGGAGCCUGGGGCGGUCUGCGACGUGCCGGAGGCCGUCAAGUUCCUGGUGACCUGGCACACCAUCGACGCCGACUCGCCAGAGCUGAGCCACAUCCUGUGCUGGGCCCCCGCCGACCCCCCCACGGGCCUGUCCUACUUCUCCAGCAUGUACCCCCCCCACCCGCUCACCGCCCAGUACGGGGUCAAAGUGCUGCGCUCCUUUCCCCCGGACGCCAUUUUGUUCUACAUUCCUCAGAUUGUUCAGGCGCUUCGGUAUGACAAGAUGGGGUACGUGCGCGAGUACAUUCUCUGGGCAGCGCAGAAAUCGCAGCUGCUGGCCCACCAGUUCAUCUGGAACAUGAAGACCAACAUCUUCCUGGAUGAGGAGGGCCACCAGAAAGACCCGGACAUCGGGGAGCUCCUGGAGCAGAUGGUGGUGGAGAUCACCGGCUCUCUCUCCGGCCCCGCCAAGGACUUCUACCAGCGCGAGUUCGACUUCUUCAACAAGAUCACCAACGUCUCCGCCAUCAUCAAGCCGACGCCGAAAGGAGACGAGAGGAAGAGGGCGUGCCUGAAAGCUCUGUCUGACAUCCGAGUGCAGCCGGGCUGUUAUUUACCCAGCAACCCUGAGGCCAUUGUGCUGGACAUCGACUACAAGUCCGGCACUCCCAUGCAGAGCGCUGCAAAAGCCCCCUACCUGGCCAAGUUUAGAGUCAAGCGCUGUGGAGUCAGCGAGCUGGAGAAAGAAGGGCUGAGCUGCCAGUCCGACUCCCAGGAGGAAGGGGAGGAGCCCAGUGAGGGGGCGGGGAAGGUCUGCUGGCAGGCGGCCAUCUUUAAAGUGGGCGAUGACUGCCGUCAGGACAUGCUGGCCCUGCAGAUCAUCGGCCUGUUUAAGAACAUCUUCCAGCUGGUGGGGCUGGACCUGUUCGUCUUCCCCUACAGGGUGGUGGCUACAGCACCCGGGUGCGGCGUCAUCGAGUGCAUUCCGGACUGCAAGUCCCGGGACCAGCUGGGCAGACAGACGGAUUUCGGGAUGUACGACUACUUCCGUAAUCAGUACGGGGACGAGUCCACACUGGCGUUCCAGAAGGCGCGGUAUAACUUCAUCCGCAGCAUGGCGGCCUACAGCCUGCUGCUGUUCCUGCUGCAGAUUAAGGAUCGGCACAACGGCAACAUCAUGCUGGACAGCAAGGGCCACCUGAUCCACAUCGAUUUUGGGUUCAUGUUUGAGAGCUCUCCGGGGGGUAAUCUGGGCUGGGAACCCGACAUCAAGCUGACGGACGAGAUGGUGAUGAUCAUGGGCGGGAAGAUGGAGGCCACGCCCUUCAAGUGGUUCAUGGAGAUGUGUGUGAGAGGUUACCUGGCCGUCAGGCCCUACAUGGAUGCAGUGGUUUCCCUGGUAACGCUGAUGCUGGACACCGGGUUGCCGUGCUUCAGAGGACAGACCAUAAAGCUGCUGAAGCAGAGGUUUAACCCCAAUGUGAGCGAGAAGGAGGCCGCAGCUUUCAUCAUCAAAAUCAUACAGAGCUGCUUCCUCAGCAGCAGGAGUAAGACCUAUGACAUGCUGCAGUACUACCAGAACCAGAUUCCAUACUAGGACCAGGUUACCAACACGUUCCCAUCCCUCUGGUGUUUUCCCCAAAUGCAAAUCACUUUAUAUACUCUGAUAAAUCUGCACUUUAAAGAUUUAAUAUUUCACAGACCUCUGUUAGCCCUAGGUCAGGCGCUCAUUUAUCCGAGGGCUAAGAAUUCUGGGAAAUUUCCCCAAACAACCCUUUAUCCUUAAGCCGCGUACUGUAUGUGUCUGUGGUAAUUGUGGUUUAAGAGGCGUUGUUCCAUUUUUCUUUCUUUUUUAACUUAUUCUUCUUGCAAUGUCUUUUUUUUGUUCUUUUUUUUUUAUUUUAAAGUCUCUGUGUGUAUUUCUGGAAUGCAGGUGUCUGUAUAGCGAGAUGUUUUAUCCUUAACUUGAAAACUUCAGGAUUGGGUUUAGUCUGUGUCACCCAAGAAGCCAUUUCUGUGACCCCUGUGUCAGUGUGUGUGCAGGACCCACUCUUAUGCAAAGCGUUGCUCUACAAACGCCGUUUAUCUUCCUGAUUAAAUGUACGUUUUUUCCUCGACUACCUGCUAAGAUGUGUUCUGUGUUAGGCUUCGUGGGGUCUCUGCAUGUAGAUCACUGUAGCGUGACCUCUGAUUUAAUUUAAGAUUCGCAUUUCUAUUUUUGACAUGUGGUUAUAGAGUACAUGUUAUCGUAAUAAAUCUAGUAGAUUCUUAUGAAUGAAAGGUUUUAAAAAUAUACAGCAAUUUCAUGUAGUGUAUCUAGGAUAGGAUACUGUGGACAAGAGAGAGAACAAUCCAAAGUUAUUAUUUGCUGCAAAUCGUUUGAAUCCCUUUAAGUAAUCUUCCAUUUUUGGUUCUAUUUUUUUUUUGACGAUUCCUUAAUUUAAUUGUUGAUGGUGUUAAUUUUGAUUUGAUUGUCGAUGGUUUUCCUCCAUUGUGCGUGUGUGUUUGUGUGUGUUUCUGAUAGCUGUAAAUGCCGAAAAUCAACACGCAGAGAACCGGAAGCCAUGUCAACCUUCCCUGUAUAAAUAAUGGUUCUUUAUGUUAAAUGAAGAGACUGGGAAGUAAGGCACAACUGAGUUCAGUUGCUGCUGGUAGACGUUUGAAUGAAUCUGGAGCCGAAAGCUUGAGGUGUUUGUUACUGUGAGAGGAGGGGGAUCUAAGUUCAGCUCCACGGUUGAGUCACAGAAUGCGUUGUUUGAUUAUUCGCUGUAGUCCUGAUGUAGUAUUACUUCCAGUGCACUUAUCAGUGAAGUAUGCAUAUCAUCUUCUGUACUGGGCAGAUUACGGAGUUUUUCCCCACAAGAUAAGGAUUGGCUUUUCCGGUCCCUGUGGAGAGUUAGUAUGUCUGUGAUAAAGAGUGAAGUUAAUCAGUUACACUACAAUACAGAGCCACCCCUUACUCUGGAAAAGUGAGUGAAAUGUUUAAAAACGUAGGACGUUGGGAAGAUGAGGAAAAAUAUGGAGGAUUUGUGGUAUGUCGGUGAAUGUUGGGCUGAAUUCAUGAGAGAUAUGGUUAUUUUAUGUAUGGACAUUGCUGUUAAUAAUAAUAAACACAUGAUUAAUACAUUCUUCUCCACUGAGAUUUGAGGCAUUUAAAUGUUUAUGAAUAGGUGCUCUGUGAAAAUUGAAUCUUUCAAUCUGAAUGGAAUGAAAAUAGCUGAGUGGACUUUGAUGGGAGAUGUUCUUUAUAAAUAUGCUGUUUGAAUUUGCUGAUUUGUUCAUAAAUGGCUCUUGGCUGCUAGUUCACAGUGUUUGUUAAAAAAAAAAAAAAAUCUGGGAUUUAAAUUUUGUGGGCUGAAACCCUGUCAAUGGUAACCAUAUUUAAGGGUGGCUUUUUAAUUCAUUUUUAAAAAUCAAAUAUUGUGUGAAAGUUUACUUUGGUGAACUGCGUGGAUCUGUGUGUGUGCGUGCAUGUGUGAGAGAAAAGACAAAUGCUAAGGGUGAGAGCAAGAGAGUAAUGUGGAAUUUUACCAUAUUAAGCAACUCCUCUACCCAGACAAUAUUUUAAAUAAAUGUCCAAUAGAUAAAUCUUUGAAUUCCGUUCAGGACAUCAGGUAUGUCAUAGAUCAAUUUUCCAGUACAAAAUGUGAUGAUUAAAAAAAAGAAAAGUCAAUUGUGGCAAAAAGGAAAGCACUUUUGUUGUUUCUGUAUGUUUGUAUUCAUCAAAAUAAUUCUACUCCGUCGUGCCGACUGGAAUUUGGGUGAACCGGGUGCAGUGACUGGAAUUUAUAAGGAAGACUCGGUUUUGAGGAGACAUUUAUCAGACCUGCGUCAAGAUGGCAAACGUUUUAUUUUUUCCCGUUCGCCACGAACGUCAGCUAAACUUUUGAAAGUUGUGCGCAGCGAACAAAAACGGCUGCUGAGAGCUUGAACAAAAAUGGACAAUUAUUUGGCUGUUAUAAUACACUUUAGUCAAUGUAAUAUUUGAAAUCAAUCGCAGGUUACCAACGAAUCAGCUAGCUGGCAUUGUUAGACAUAAGUUACAUCCAUUUGUAUUAAAAAGCCGUUGGUGGCGAACUAUAUGGAAUGUUAAUUUUAAUCGUUCAACGGUAGCUGGCUAACUGUUUACUGCAAACAUAGUUCACCGUGAACGGAAGUCUGAUGGAACUGAACUGAAAAUAGAUUGAUCAUAAUUCCGACGAUGGCAUCAACGGUUUCCACCAAAUUACAGAAGGUGUUUUUAACUUUCUUUUCGAAUCUUUCUGGGACCAGUGUCACUGAUAUUACUGUCACCAAGACUCAAUAAAAUAAGUAACAUU